UGUAAGAGUUACGUGAAAUUCAAAUCUGUAAUAAGCUGGAAAAUAUUUUAACAUUAAAGCUUCGAUUGAUUCCCCUCCCAAAAUGCUGGAGAAAAUCGCGGAGAUGUCGCAAUUGAAACAUGUACUUCGAGAGUUUCCUAGAAAUAUGAAAUUUUGCUUCGCUUAUGGAUCAGGUGCAUUCAAACAGGCUAAUAAUGAUGGCAAUAACAUGUUGGAUCUCAUAUUUGUUGUACGUAAUGUCAACAAAUGGCAUGCGGAGAACUUGAUAAAUAAUCCCAAGCAUUAUGCUCAACCGUUGAGAUUUCUUGGCUCCAAAGCAAUUACAAGUGUGCAGGAGAGAUCGGGUGCUAAAAUAUUUUAUAACACAUUGGUCAGAACGAAUCAAGGUCAACUCAUUAAAUAUGGAGUGAUUUCUGAGGUUUCGUUGGUGGAAGAUUUAUUAGAUUGGAAUGAUUUGUACUUGGCAGGAAGAUUACAUAAACCGGUUAAAGUAAUUGUGGAACCGGAUGAAAAUUCUCAACUGCGCACUGCUCUGGUGCAGAAUUUGCAUUCAGCUGUACACGCAGCCUUGCUGUUGCUUCCUGAGCAUUUUACAGAAGCCGACUUCUUCAAAAUCACCAGCUUGUCCUACCAUGGUGAUUUUCGCAUGAUCUUUGGCGAAAACAAAGAUAAGAUCAGUAAUAUUGUGCUACCACAAUUGCAACAUUUUAAGCACUUGUAUGAACCAAUUUUGAAACAUUUUGAUAGUUAUAUAGAUAUUCCAAAGUCAGAUCACAUGACUGUUACCUGUCACCAAGAUGUCAAUCCAGCGACUAAAAUUCUUCAUUUAAAUCAUUUACCCAGAACACCACAGGUUAAAUUAGUCAGAGCGUGGUCUCAGGGUCCAAGAUCAAAAGAUACAGAAGAUUGUUUGCGCGCUAUAGCGCACGAUCCAGAAUGCUGUGAGAUAUUGGAGCAAUGUUUGAAAGAAAUUGUUUGGAGAUCUAGUGUGACGCAAAGCUUAAAAGGGAUCUUAACGGCAGGACUUGUUAAAUCUGUUAAAUAUAGCAGCGCCAAAAUAAUCAAGAUGUUACAAUCUCCCUUGGAUUCUCCCAUUGCUGUUCUAGCUAAACCUUCUCUGUCUGAGUCGAGUAAAAUUGAUAAAAUCGUUGAAACUGUUGUAAAGAAAACAGAAACACAAAAGGAUGCUGAAAAGCGCGUUGAAUAAUUAUGUGUGAUUUUCUCAGAAAAAGAUUAUUUAUGAUAUACAUAUAUACAUACAUACAUAUAUACAUAUAUAUAUUUGUAAAUUCUUAACGAAACUUGUAUCACAAAUAAAAUGGAUAGUUAUGAUCAA
This is a messenger RNA of Nylanderia fulva, 1336 nucleotides long. RefSeq names its product phosphatidate cytidylyltransferase, mitochondrial. Lineage: Eukaryota; Metazoa; Arthropoda; Insecta; Hymenoptera; Formicidae. Gene Ontology annotation, biological process: cardiolipin biosynthetic process; CDP-diacylglycerol biosynthetic process. The record is from RefSeq and is a predicted model, not a curated record. Gene Ontology annotation, molecular function: phosphatidate cytidylyltransferase activity. Gene Ontology annotation, cellular component: mitochondrion.